Mya arenaria is the source of this 2471-nucleotide messenger RNA. RefSeq names its product apoptosis-inducing factor 1, mitochondrial-like. Gene Ontology annotation, cellular component: mitochondrion; cytoplasm. Gene Ontology annotation, biological process: apoptotic process; mitochondrial respiratory chain complex assembly. The record is from RefSeq and is a predicted model, not a curated record. The transcript is spliced from 18 exons. NCBI's taxonomy places the organism in Eukaryota, Metazoa, Mollusca, Bivalvia, Myida, Myidae. Bases 30 to 1865 code for a protein of 611 amino acids. Gene Ontology annotation, molecular function: FAD binding; protein dimerization activity; NAD(P)H oxidase H2O2-forming activity.
UCCCCUAACACUUCUUUCUACCGGUUACAAUGUCAAUGUGUAGCAAAAACAUGCUUAAAUUUAAUCAUUUACUAAGAAGAUCAGGUUCUGUAAUCGGAAUCAAAGGUUUGCGAUGUUGUUGUACUGAGACAGUAACUGGACAGGGACAGAGAAAUAAGUUGAACAUUGAAGUUGAGGGGAAAGAGGACAGGCAGGGGUCAACUAACAGAGGGAGGACUCAUGGCAGGGCCUCCCAACAUUACCUAGCAGCAGCUGGUGUGGGCCUCACUCUCUCUGCCUAUCUGUACUGGCAACGGCUGGGGAAGGUUUAUGCAGCUGAGGAAGAUGAGGAAGAGACCCACAGGGAUGUGGCUAUAGAUGAGCUUGGUGCCGAGGAGGGUGGACAAAUGCCUGUGGGGAGUAAAGAGACUGGUGACAGCUCUGGGAAUGCAAAAGAAGAAGUAGAUUGGUCGAAGGUUCCAGACUAUCCGAGCCAUGUACCUUACCUGUUGAUAGGGGGAGGGGUGGCAAGUUUAGAGGCAUAUAAGGCAAUCAGAACUAAAGACCCAACAGCUAAGGUACUUAUGAUCAGUGAAGAAGACUACCCCCCGUACAUGAGGCCCCCUCUUUCCAAAAACUUCUGGUUUGAUGAAGACCCUCUGGCAUACAGGUCAUACGAAUACACAAAUGUAUUUGGAAAGAAACGGAGUGUAUUUCUCAGUGCUGGGCUCUACAUGGAAGCCAAGAAAUUACCUUUCUCUGAAAAUGGAGGACUAGGAUAUAUACAGAAUAUGAAAGUAUUAAACUUAGACAGUGUUAAUAAAACAGUGCUGCUAGAAAAUGGUGUACAGAUAGCCUUUGACAAAUGUCUAAUUGCCACAGGAGGUCGACCUCGGCAUGUAUCUGUGUUAACUCGAGCCUGCCAGGACGUAAAGGAGAGGAUCACACUGUUCAGAAAUCUGAAAGAUGCAUGGCGGCUACUAGAGGUUUUAGACACUGCAAAGUCAGUAGCGGUGAUCGGAGGAGGAUUCCUGGGCAGCGAACUUUCAGUAGGACUUGCAUAUAAAGGGGCAGAGAACAAAUGUCAAGUAUAUCAGAUAUUUCCAGAGAAAGGAAAUAUGGCGAAAGUAUUGCCAGAAUAUUUAAGUCAGUACACCACAGAUCAAAUAAAAGAAUAUGGUGUUACGGUUGUUCCAAAUGCCAAUGUCACAUCUGCUGUAUUUGAAAAUGGAAAAGUUAAACUGAAGCUCUCUAAUUCACAGACAGUGUCGGUAGAUCAUGUUGUGGUGGCUGUGGGGGUGGAACCCAACACUGAGCUGGCCCGGUCUGGCGCCCUUGAGCUAGACAAACAACACGGGGGAUUCCUGGUCAACAGCGAGCUUCAGGCCAAGUCAGAUAUAUAUGCUGCUGGAGAUUGUGCAUGUUUUUACGACCCUCAUUUGGGCAGACGAAGGGUUGAGCAUCACGAUCAUGCAUACAUUACCGGGCGACUCGCAGGGUUUAACAUGGCAGGAGACGCACAGUCAUACAGGCACCAGUCCAUGUUUUGGUCCACUGUUGGCAUGUUAAGUUAUGAGGCUGUUGGGAUGGUGGACUCCAGUUUAGACACUUGCUCCGUGUUCAGGAGGAAAACUGAUGAGGAAACGUCCGAGAAGAAAGAGGACAAGACAAGUAAAAAUGAGAGACAUUUCAAUGAGGGUGACUAUGGAAAUGGUGUGAUAUUCUACCUGAAGGACGGGCGUGUGGUUGGGGUUGUAUUAUGGAACCUGGAGGGUUUCCAGGGGGAACCAACCCGUAUAGACAUCGCCAGACAGGUCAUCGCUGACGGAGCCAAAGAAAAAGACCUUAAAGAAGUAGCUAAGCUGUUCAAUGUAUAUGCUGACUGAAUAACGAUUACCUCCUAGAAUUGUGAUGAAAUAGAUACAUGUAGUGUGUUUUGACAUUCUCAGAGACUUUUAAGAUGGUGGCAUUCAAUAACUGAUGAACAUACAUUUGUAUUAGUUUUGAAGAUGGCAGACUUUAAAGUCUUCAAGAUAAUUGAAUAUGGAACAUUUCUGGGAUACUAUUGUUGUGUGUUGACUUUCUCAGAUACCUUUAAAAAGGUGGCAUUCAAAUACCAAUGAACGUUUUAGUGUUGAAGAUCGCAGAAUAUGGAGAACUCCUGGAAUACUAUUGUUAUGACAUAGUUAGAGUUGAGGAUGACAGACCUCAAAGACUUGAAGAUACUUAUUCCAUAUUUACUGUCUAAGAUAUUAUUAAAAUGGCAGUAUGCAUACAUGGAUGAACAUUGCCUACAAGAGAGCAUGUCUUCACCUGUGUUAGACUUAUUAAGAAUGUAUUUGAUUGUAGAUAAUGAAUUUUAAAAUAAGUAUAAUAUACAUACUUGUUAGAAAAGUUACAGUGACUUGUUUGUAAAUAUUAUCACACAUAUUCCAACAUGAUUAUGCUUAAAUUUAUAUAUUUUUCUUAGAACUUGACUAAAAAAACUCCAA